AUGUUGAGUUCGUUCUUACAUACAAACUUACGCCACCAGGAGAUUUUUGAUGUUGGUGCAUUCAGUGGUCUGAAUAUCACAUUUGAUUCACCAACACAAUCGAAAGAUACUACAAUUUCAACAGUAAUUUUCCUUCAACCUCUUUCAAUUUCUAUUGUUCGAGGAGAAGGCGGCAAACCAGAAACAAGAAGUAACCAAACUACUAAUGUUAAGUUUAAUUACCAAAAAACAAAUGAAAAAGGAAGUAUUAUUAUGAAUCUUGGUACAUCUCAAUUUUUCUUUGUAAAUAUCAAACCAAUUCCAAAUAUUGGCUUCUCAGCUCAAGCCAGUGUUAACAGAGGCUCAGUUUGUCCUUCAAUUGGAACAAAUCUUGUGGGCAAACACUUCUAUUUCAGAAGUAUGUUGACAAUGGUCGGCCAGAAAUUGAUUUCUGUCACCGAUAACAAGUUCAAUUUCUUUGAUGUCAACAGAAUUUCAACAAUUGAUACAUCAAUCAACCUCGGACGUAAUGAUUUCAGUGCCGGCUUACAGAUUGUCAGAAGGUUCCUCGGAGAAAACUCACGAUGGGCUUAUUCUGUAUUAGUUCAGAAAGAAUGGGAUAAUAAUAACUCUGCAUUUGAUAUUGCAGCAGUUGCUGAUCCUCUUUUCAAUUUAUGUCUAAGAUACCAACGCCAAGUUAAUCCAAAUUGGAAGUUUGGCAUUACAUUUGCUACAUCUAAGUAUAUUGAGCCACGCCUUCAACUUACAUGCAAGGCAAACCUCGGAAAAUCAACAGUUCAUUCUUCUAUCCUCACAACAGGCGUGGUUGAAUCAAAGUUUACAAGCAAAGUUUCAGAUACUUUCACCAUUACUGUUGCAAGCAUCCUCGAUCAUCCAGCUAAGAACUACAAGCUUGGUCUAGGAUUUUACUCCCAAUAA
Trichomonas vaginalis G3 is the source of this 918-nucleotide messenger RNA. RefSeq names its product porin domain-containing protein. The transcript has a single exon. The coding region runs from base 1 to 918 and encodes 305 amino acids. The record is from RefSeq and is a predicted model, not a curated record. Lineage: Eukaryota; Parabasalia; Trichomonadida; Trichomonadidae.